Molecule: messenger RNA, 751 nt
Organism: Paramuricea clavata
Lineage: Eukaryota; Metazoa; Cnidaria; Anthozoa; Malacalcyonacea; Plexauridae
Source: the annotation of a GenBank genome assembly
AUGUCAUUAUUUAUCCAAACAAAACCGCCAUCAACCUACAACUGCAAAGGACUGGAUGGUGCUGUCAUGAUUCACUGCCUUCCUACUGCUGCGGCGAGUACCUUCGAUGAAUAUGUGGAUAAGGUGUUCAUACCUUACCUAGAGAAGCAGCUGCAAGAGUCCAGAAGGUUAUAUAUUGUGUGGGAUACAUAGAUUUCAGAUAGUUUGAAGAAGUCUACCAGGGUAAAAAGAGGCAAUCGUGUACGCAGGAAUGUGUCUGGCCAGACCAGGCUGCCUGGCAAUUGGAUGGAUUUUCUUUCCGACUGAACUAACAGGAAGGAGUUGUUUGGCUUUCUUACCACCAAGGUUGAACAGUUCAACUGUCCAGCAUCCACAGCUAUGUAUGUCACAUCAGGACAAUCGGUGUUGUCCAUUAGUUCUGGUAGUCCAAUGCAUAGCUGUAACCACAAGGAAGCUGACACCAGAGUUGUGGUACACAUAUUACAUGCACUCGAGCACAGAGAGAAGACUGUCCUAGUGCAUACUGUGGACACUGAUGUUGUUGUCAACCUCGUUGGAACAUUCCACAAUCUAGCUGCAGUGCAAACAUUGCUCGACAUCUGGGUAGCCUUUGGCACAGGCAAGAAUUACAGGUUCUACAGCAUCAAUGCAAUUUGUGCCAGUUUGGGGGAACCACGAUCAUGUACACUACACGUGUUUCACACUUUUUUGGGUUGCGAUACUACAUGGCAGGCUUUUGAAGAUGUUACAG